Molecule: messenger RNA, 1292 nt
Organism: Vanessa tameamea
Lineage: Eukaryota; Metazoa; Arthropoda; Insecta; Lepidoptera; Nymphalidae
Gene: Fib-l
Product: fibroin light chain-like
Exons: 7
Coding region: 75-881 (268 amino acids)
Cellular component (GO): extracellular region
Source: RefSeq, a predicted model, not a curated record
AGAUAUAAAUACAGGUAUGUUUGAGGGUACGGUGUGUAUAGUAUAUACCGUUUGGUCUAUUAUUGACCAGCAAAAUGCUGCCCAUAGUACUGGUACUAUUUGUCGCUCAGAGCGCAUUCGCCGCACCGUCAGUGGUAGGCGUCCAAUUCAAAAAUUUCAACGAGGUCGCUCCAGUUUCCGACAAUGGCAAACUUGUCUCAAGUUACAUCACCGAUGGUUCCAUCGCGUACAUCGAUGGCGGCGACACUCCCCUUUACGCACAAAUGAUAAUACAAUCAAUCAACGACAUGGCCGACACAAGCGACACUGAUUCCUGGGCAAAUGCUGUCAUCCAAACUAUUGCCACAGUCGGUGAGCUCGCUAACGGCGUCCCCGGUGAUGCUUGUGAGGCUGCUGCUCUCAUCAACGCAUACGCGUACUCCGUCAGCACUGGUAACAGCGCUGGACUCCGUGCUGCACUUCCCAACUUCGUGCAACGCAUCGCUGGAUACGUUGACACCAUCGUCCAACUCGUCGUCAACCCCAACGGCGUCCGUUACUCGUCUGGUCCAAGAGGCAAGUGCCUUGGUGGUGGCAGAAGUUACCAAUUUGAGGAGGCAUGGGAUGGUAUCCUUGACAAAGCCAACGCUUACCAAAUUGGUCUCUUGAACGAGGAGUACUGCGCUGCCAAGCGUCUGUACAACGCCUUCAACAUCCGCAGUAACAACGUAGCCGCCGGCGUCACCGCCGUCACCACCAGACCAGUUAACCAACUCGUACAACUUGCGCUUCCACAACUUGCACAAUUCUUGAGAGUAGUCGCUAAUGGAGGAAACCCAGUUCAAGCUGGAGCCAACGCCAAGAAUGCUCUUCUCCAAUCUCUCCCCAAAAUCCAGUACUGAGGAAAUCAGAUCGAUCAAUCAUAUGUAGUAGUUGUAUAUAUCGAAUAAUAAACCGCAGAAUAAUUUAACCAAUAAAAUAUUCGUCUUACUAAUAAAUAGUUCUAUUUCUUUCUUUCAAAUGACAAAUUACUUAUGAGAGAAGGAGUGAAAACGAUGUGUCACUCUUUACCUUAAGAACUUAUAUUAGUAAGGUCGUUUAUAUAUUUUUGUAUUUAUUGAUUACAGGACAAGAUAAUAAAAGCCUUAUAUUGUUAUAUAUUAAGACUUAUAUUUCUUGUAUUGAUAUACCAAUAGAUGGAUGUUUAUUGCUAUGUAAAUAUAAGUUUUUAAGUAACAACAUGAUUUUGCUUUUAUUUUUCGACUCACGAUAUAUAUUUCACAUAUUAUUUCGAAUAAAGAUGUAUUCUGAAA